AUGUCUGCCGGUCUCCCAUCUGAUGAAGUUGUUGAUGACUACAAGAAUUCGCUGGACGAUCUUGUAACCAAUGAUCGGAUCUCCAUUGGCAACCUUACCGUCAUUGCAAAAGAGUGCAUAGAGCAUGCGCAGGCUAUUGCGCGGGUUCUCGAAAAUCACAUCUUGCGAGCUCCUCCUGCACGGAAACUGCCAGCGUUCUAUGUCCUGGACUCGAUCGCAAAGAAUGUGGGGACUCCAUACACAGUCUACUUUGGUCUGAACUUGUUUCAUACAUAUAUGAAUACUUUUGCCUCGGUCGACAACAAUGUCCGAAGGAAAUUGGAUGAGAUGCGAAAGACAUGGAGUCAGCCUGUGCCCGGAUCACAAUCUACAUAUCCGGUCUUCCAAAGGACUGUGACAUCCAAGAUCGACGAAGCAAUGGAUAGCUGGGCAAGGAAGCAAUUUCAAAACAGGCCGCCACAGAUACAAUCGAGAGGUCCCGUGGCUCAGGUUCAAGCACAACCCUAUCGAAGUACUCCCACACCGCCUCAAGCCCAGCCAGCAAUGCAUCAGAACUACUCUGGUUAUCAGCAGUAUCUGAGCGUCAACGGUGUUAGUCAGAUGAUCAACACGACCCCUUAUAGCUCCAUGCCCAAUGCUCCGGUCCAGCAGCUUCCAACCCACUACUCGCAACCACCAGCGCCAGUUCCGACACCACAGGCGUAUUUCCCUCCCCAGCAGCCAGUCGCCCAGCAGAAUUUCCAGUACGGACAACCUUCCUAUCCUACUCCUGUCCCUACCACCGUAGAUCUGGAUGCAUUAAAUCGUGACAUUGAUGAUCUGAUCGUGGAUGCCAAGAUUGGCAGCUACAGCAAUCCAAUGGAUCGAGCAUCACAACAAAAGUUAGCCUCUCUCCAAAGCUUGAAAGAAAUCGUCGAUUCAGGAACAUUGUCCCAACGCGAUCUUGGGGACGUUCGGAAAUCGAUUUCGGAGCAAUUGGCAGCACGAUCAAACCAGCAGCCCGCACCACCUUCAGUACCCACACCACAACCUCCAGUACCUUUUCCACACCAACAACCUCCAGCACAGCCGCCACCUCCUUCAACAACACCGUCGUUUCUCAAUUCAAAUAGUCUCGCAGAUCUUCUCAGAGCGACAGCACCGCAGCAUCAGCCAACACCCCCUCCAAUACAUGCCACCCCAGUUCCUCCACCUGUGACAUAUCAACAAGAUCAUCAGAGUCAUCCUGCUCCUCCACCAGCAGAAAAUCCUUUGAUAGCCCAGUUACGAGCUUCGGGAUUGCUUCCUGCAACUCCCCCCUCUCUUGGAACACCCUUCACACCACCAGUCAGCAAUAUCAAUCAUGCCAUCAACAACAACACCACCACCACGACUGUGGCUGUCAAAUUCACCUCGUCAUCCUUCAAAACCCCGAGACCUGAUCUCCUCAAAUACCUCACCGACGCUCGUCCCAACCGCUGCACCACUUGCGGCCGUCGCUUCACCUCCGAUGAUCAAAACCAAGACCCGGAUGGUGGAAGCCGAACGUCCCGCGAAUAUGAAGAUGACGAAGGCCCGCCUGAAGACACCAACGGAGAUGGGUCUAACUUCUCGCCAUCUGCAACAGGAGGCACCACAGCCAAGAACAGGAACAAAAGGGAGGCUUUCAUUCGUGUCCCCAACGAUGCCAAGAUGCGCAGCGAGCCUUGCCCGAUCUGUCAGGAGAAAUUCGAGAGUGUCUGGAGUGAGGAGUUGCAGGAUUUCAUCUGGAGGGAUGCAUUGCAAAUCGGGAACAGAGUUUAUCACGCCAGUUGUUACCAGGAAGCUACCAAGGAUAGGGAGAACAACGGGGCGACGCCUGUAGCAGGCGGGAACGGGGUGGGCACCAGAGCGAGAACGGCGACGCCGGACUCGGUUUUGGGGAAGAGAAAAGCGGCGCUGUUUGCGGAUGGAGACGGAGGUGGUGGCGGAGAUGGGAAGGCGGUCAAGGUUAAGAUGGAGGCAUUGAGCUGA
Endocarpon pusillum Z07020 is the source of this 1992-nucleotide messenger RNA. RefSeq lists its product as uncharacterized. Gene Ontology annotation, molecular function: RNA polymerase II complex binding; mRNA binding. Gene Ontology annotation, cellular component: mRNA cleavage factor complex; cytoplasm. Lineage: Eukaryota; Fungi; Ascomycota; Eurotiomycetes; Verrucariales; Verrucariaceae. The transcript has 3 exons. The coding region runs from base 1 to 1992 and encodes 663 amino acids. Gene Ontology annotation, biological process: termination of RNA polymerase II transcription. The record is from RefSeq and is a predicted model, not a curated record.